AUGCAGAAUGGUCGACGGACGACUACUGGACGAGUAUCGAGAGAUCAUCAUGAAGUUUCCAAUAGUUACGCCGAUGGUUUUUCUGCAGGUUUCGAAGCUGGACGACGUAUGAGUCUUGUUGAAGGUACACAACAUCUCAAUCGACGACGUAGUGACGACAUGCAUCAACAUCGAUCGACAUCUCAAGGUAGACGACCAUUUGCGAACGCUCGUCGAACUCCGCUACAUACGAAUCGAGAUCAGAGAUUUAAUCCAGAACAAAUUCACAACAUUGGUCGUUCAUCGUUGGAUGAGCAGCUUCAUAAUCGCGAACGUGGCAUGGUCGGACGGAUAACUAAUCCUUCAGACACAGUACAUUUGCAAGCACAUGGACGUUAUUAA
This is a messenger RNA of Adineta ricciae, 381 nucleotides long. The record is from the annotation of a GenBank genome assembly. NCBI's taxonomy places the organism in Eukaryota, Metazoa, Rotifera, Eurotatoria, Adinetida, Adinetidae.